This is a messenger RNA of Closterium sp. Naga37s-1, 1751 nucleotides long. The record is from the annotation of a GenBank genome assembly. NCBI's taxonomy places the organism in Eukaryota, Viridiplantae, Streptophyta, Zygnematophyceae, Desmidiales, Closteriaceae.
GCGCCAUUCCCAAGACACAUGCGGCGUGUCAGUUCAACUCGCGAGCAAAGAAAUUCAUCCGAGUCGAGCGAUUCAGUACCGCUAAGGUCUUGAAGCGCACCGAUGCGUGGGCCCCGAGUCGCGGUGCAACGACGGUGACAGGCGACUGUCGCUACACGCUGGACGACCGAUGCAAGAUAAUCAAGGGGCCCGCCGGUUGCCGUUCCAGCCAGGCCUGUCUCUGGUACGGCGGCUCCGUGCCUCUUGACUCGGCGGCCGCCGCGAAGCGCGUUAAGGGCGGAGGCGAGGUCGCCGCGCCGCUUCUCCCUCCGGAGUGCAUGGACCGCGCUCGCGCGAGCGGCAAGGACGAGCCAUCCGCCAUGGCUUACUGCUAUUUCCAGCCCGCGUCGUGCGCUGACGUGUACUCUCCCAUGGAUCGCGGCGCCAGGGGCGACGGCAAAUCCGACGACUCCGCCGCGUUUCUCGCCGCGUUCAACGCCGCGUGCGGCGCGGCGAAGAAGGCGAACAAGCGCACCGUACUCCGAAUCCCCCGCGGGAAAACCUUCCUCCUUAACUACGUCACCAUGCAAGGCCCAUGCGGCCCGGGAGUGACGAUCAAACUGGACGGGAAAAUCGUGGCGCCCGAGAACCCGCCCUCCUCAAAGUCCUGGCCGGGCGAUUUCAGCGGCGCGGUGCUGCAAGCGAGGCAGGCGCACGGGCUGUGGAUAGUGGGCGACGGGGAGAUGGACGGGCGAGGCGACCGGCGCUGGUGGCCCAUGUAUCACGGGAAUCAGCUCCCGAGGGAGCUGAAGCGGCCCGUGCUGCUGGACAUUUUCGCCAGCUACAGCGUGACUCUCGCGGGGUUCAAAAACAGGAACCCUGCGGGCAUGCACCUGAACAUCUUUCGCAGUGGGUUCGUGCGCGUGUCGAAUGUGACGGUGGAGUCGCCUGCUGACAGCCCCAACACGGACGGCAUUCACAUUGGCUCGUCCACUGAUGUGGUUGUGGAGUUCAGCAACAUUCACACGGGUGACGACAACAUCUCGAUAGAAGAAGGGGCGCAUAGAGUCACCAUCGCCAACAUAUGGGGCACGGCUGGCCACGGAAUCAGCAUCGGCAGCCUUGGAGCACAUGGCACAGUGGCGUGUGUUUCCGAUGUGACUGUACGCAACGUGGUUCUAACGGACACCGACAACGGACUCCGCAUCAAGACAUACCAGGGGGGCCGUGGUCUGGUGAAGAACAUUCAGUUCAAGAACGUGCUUAUGAAGAACAUCAAGCUUCCGAUAGUGAUUGAUCAGCUGCAACCCUCUUUUUCUUUUCUGCCUUGCCAGAGAUAUCCCUGCUUCUCGUCAAUCAACGGCUCCCUUCUCACCUCUCCCUUUCUUCACAUCCAUCUCCCUCCACCCCACCAGAACUACUGCGACCGCUCGACUCCUGGAGUGGUGUGCGAGAAGCAGACGGACAACGUUGCCGUGCAGGGGGUGAGCUUCAGCAACAUAGAAGCCACCACGACAUUCAAGCGAGGGCUGCUGCUCAACUGCAGCUACUCCGUGCCGUGCCGCGACAUCCACCUCUCCAACGUGCGCGUUACACCCGCAUCCAAGAGCGUGCAGAUCUCUCCGGUGAUUCGUAACGUGUACGGGAAAUUUGACAGCAAGACGAGGCCAGUCCCGACAGACCAGUUCCGCACUUCUGGGUUCAGCUUGAUGGCGUAUCCCCGUGUGAAUCAGAUGGCUUCACUUUGCUCUUUAUCGUCAAAGGGCAUGUGA